AGCAAAGAAAGGAGAUGGAAAGAUUUAUCCACCAUCAGCGUUCCAAGAGAAAUCCUAAAUUAAAAUGAGAGAUGUGAGAAAUCUAGGAGAAAGGCAAGAUCAGAAGGUGAUCAAGCAUUGAGCCCUGGGAGACUCCUGUUGAGAAGCCGUGAAAAAGAUUUCCAAAUGGUGUCAAUACACCAACUAAUUAAAGAUCCCAGAAGGCUUCUGUGUCUUUCCUCGCCCUCAAAUUCCUUCAGAGCAGCCAAAGUGAAACCUCGUCGAGAUGUUCAGCACAAAAAGGUUGAAGAAGAAAUCCCAGUCAGUGGAUAUUACCGCUCAGGGAUUCUCUGGCUCACUGGUGAAGGAUCCGCAAGCAUCACAGAUAAACAAGCUUGUGACACCUGUUGCCAAGACAACCAUAUCUGCUGAGGAGGAAAACAACGCAACCAACUCCCAGAGGGUCCGGAGCCCGAGACGCAGUGACCUGAAGCGGUACUACACCAUAGACACCGGCCAGAAGAAGACUCUGGAGAAGAAGGAUGGGCGCCGCAUGUCUUUCCAGAGACCCAAAGGGACCGUGGAAUAUUCCGUGGAGUCACGGGACACGCUCAACAGCAUCGCGCUCAAGUUCGACACCACGCCCAACGAGCUGGUCCAGCUGAAUAAGCUGUUCUCCAGAGCGGUGGUCCCCGGACAGGUCCUCUAUGUUCCUGACCCAGAGUACAUCUCCAGUGUGGAGAGCUCACCCUCCCUCAGUCCCAUCAGCCCCUUGUCCCCCACUUCCUCUGAGGCUGACGUAGAGAAGCUGACCACGGAUUCAGAUAGCAUCCCUCGGAGGGAGGUCGCCCCUUCUCCAGCCCACCUCCUCCCCCGCCCCGCUAGAGUUGUGUCAUCCACCUCUGAGGAGGAAGAGGCCUUGACCGAGAAGUUCCUGAAAAUCAACUGCAAAUACAUCACAGAUGGCAAGGGUGCGGUCAGUGGAGUGCUGCUGGUGACGCCCAACAACAUCAUGUUCGACCCCCACAAGGCGGACCCGCUGGUCCAGGCGCGCGGGUGCGAGGAGUACGGCAUCAUGUGCCCGCUGGAGGAGGUCACCUCCGCCGCCAUGUUCAAGGAGGUCACUGACAGCAAGAUCAGGGAGUCCGUUCCCCCAGAUCUGGAGCCUUUGUCUGCGGGUCGUGACCCCUGCCACCUGAAGAGGAUACCGCGGAGCACCACCGACGAGGCAGAGCUGCGGCAGCGGGACACGGGCAACGACAGCACCAGCACUGCCCCCCGCAGCACCGAGGAGUCUCUCUCCGAGGACGUCUUCACCGAGUCCGAGCUCUCCCCCAUCCGGGAGGAGCUGAUCUCCUCCGACGAGCUCCGGCAUGACAAGUCCUCCAACGCCUCCUCCGAGUCCGUGCAGACCAUCAACCAGGUCCCGGAGGGUGGGGCCCAGGAGCAGGGCCAAACCGACCCGGCGACAGACGCUCCCCCAGCGACCGGCCAGCUCCCGUCCGCCGGCAGGGACCAGCUGUUGGCCUGCGAGGGAGAGGGGGCCAAGUCGCGUACCACCUCCGAGUCCCAGGGCUCGGACACGGUGGCAGCCGAAUCCGCUGGCCAGGAAGGGCUCCCGGAGGGCGAGCCAGCGGGCGGGCGGGGCGCAGACACCAUGACGGGCGAGGAGAAUGCAACCAAGCCGGGCCAGAGUCAGACUAUGCAACAUGGCACAGAACUAGAGGAGGACGGGCGGACCACAGACCAGGGCUUGCCUGCCAAGCCAGUGGGGGACCCUGAGGGACAGGAGCCUGUGAGAGGGCCACCGGCACUCAAGGAGAAGCGGAGGUACCGGUCGCACAAAUUCCUGUGCCUGCGGGUGGGCAAGCCCAUGAGGAAGACCUUUGUGUCCCACGCCAGUGCCUCCAUGCAGCAGUACGCCCAGAGGGACCGGAAGCACGAGUACUGGUUCGCCAUCCCGCAGGAGAGGUCAGACCACCUGUACAUGUUCUUCAUUCAGUGGAGCCCCGAUAUGUUUGGAGAAGGAAUGGGAGGUCUAGGCCGGGAGCCCGGAUUCACUGUGGUCAAGAAGAAUGAGGAGUCGGAGAAAGGGGAGGAGGACCUGCCAAUCACGGACAUCACAGCCAAGGAGUGGGAGGUAGUGUCAGUGUCUGAGUAUCAGCGGCGGGUCGAUGCGCUAAACAGCGAAGACCUGCGCUCUCUCUGCAGACGUCUCCAGAUCAGCACCAAGGAGGAGGUGGGCUCCAGCCUCGGGCCCGCCGUGAGGACAGAGCCGGAGCCGGAGACACUGCGGCCCAACCUCAGCGAGCCCAGCGACCUCCUCCAGCCGGAGCAGAUAGAGAAGCUGGCCAAAAACCUCCCGCCCAGAACCGUGGGAUACCCCUGGACUCUGGCAUUCAGCACGUAUAAGCACGGCAUGAGCCUGAAGACCCUGUACCGAGCCAUGCAAGACCAGGACUCGCCCAUGCUCUUAGUGGUCAGAGACGGUGACGGACAGUUGUUUGGGGCCUUGGCGUCUGAGCCUUUUAAAGUCAGCGAUGGAUUUUACGGCACAGGAGAGACCUUCCUCUUCACCUUCUGCCCAGAGUUUGAGGUGUUCAAGUGGACAGGUGACAAUAUGUUUUUCAUCAAGGGAGACAUGGACUCAUUAGCGUUUGGUGGUGGGGGGGGUGAAUUUGGUCUCUGGCUGGACGGAGACCUGUACCAUGGCAGGAGCCACUCGUGCAAAACGUUCAACAAUUCGAUUCUGUCCAAAAAGGAGGACUUCACAGUGCAGGACAUUGAGAUCUGGUCGUUCGAAUAGUGCCCUCCUGCGAAGAGAGCAGAGACUUCUCAUUGGUUCCCAGGAAGCCUGUUACAAAGGCGUAGCGCCAUUACCCCGCCCGCCUGUCUGUUACCACGGCGCCCAAUGCAGAGCUUGUGUGUGUGAAACGGCUGACUGUCUGUUACCACGGCGCCCAAUGCAGAGCUUGUGUGUGUGAAACGACUGACUGUCUGUUACCACUGCGCCCAAUGCAGAGCUUGUGUGUGUGAAACGGCUGACUGUCUGUUACCACUGCGUCCAAUGCAGAGCUUGUGUGUGUGUGAAGCGGCUGACUGUCUGUUACCACUGCGCCCAAUGCAGAGCUUGUGUGUGUGUGUGAAACGACUGUCUGUGUGUGUUAGUAAAGUUGUGUGCAGCUUGCGCAAGGAAGUGAGGAGAGCAGAAACCUUGGAGAAGAGCAGGCACGUUGAAAUUCACUCUAGAUGUAAUCAGAAGUAGUCAGAAAAGAUCUGCAGUGCCCCCCAUAGGUACUGCACUGUGAUCUGAACGUAACUCUGAUGGGAUUUAACGUUGAUACAAAAAGCACACGCUCAUUCUACCACAGAGGAAGAGUUUUUUUUAUUUUUUAUUAAUUUUUUUUUUUUUUUAAUAAAAGGAAACGAAAGCGAACGAACGCGAGGAGGUUGCACAAUGCGACUGGAUCACUACAGGAUACCGACAGGAAGCACUCUUGGCAGCGCAUUUGACGAAAGAGCCAGGGUUACACAGGGACAGCUCCCUCCGACGCAGCGCAUAACGUUUGUAUUAUAGACCCCGUCGUUCUCCAUCAGCGUAUCGUCGUAUGUCUUUAAAGCACAAUGGCUAUAAACGGAGUGCCCCUAACCGUGAUGUUCUGUUCACUGGGUGUACGUGUGAGUCGAGCUUAACGCUGGCCUCGCCGGGGUCAGAAGCUCCGUGUUAUUCUUUGUAGGCAGUAACGUGUUGCAAUAGAUUUGUCCAGUAAUAUGCAAAUUAUUUUCACGUGACCUCACACGCGGGCCGCCUGUAGCCCGCGAAGUGAACCGCAAAAAGCUUUUCCCUGGGUAUAUUGGAAAAGCUGAAUAUGUCAGUCAAUGUUUUACAUGAAUUAUAUAUUUAUAUAUACGAUAUAGUACAAAUUAUAAUGAAUUAUAUAUUUGGCUGUUGUGUGACAGUGAUUUUUUUUUCGUGCUGAUAUUUCAGCUAUUACAAAUACAUAAUGUAUAUUAUUCUGUAAAUGGUUUAAAUAGAUUGUUCUUCUAUAAAUAUAAACAUAUAUAAAUUAUGAAGUGCGGAUUGGCGGGUUGCUGCUGAUAGCACUUUAAUCUAGCUAGUGUGAAAUAAGGCCGGGGUUCAUUUUCAUCGGCUGUGUGCAGGUAGAUUGUGGCCCAGUCAUAGCGCCCUUCAUGCAAGAUGUAUUUAGGCUAUAACUAGGUUAUGAAUGACAUGCAGCGCUAAGCUGAUGCAGUUGGGCCCGGCCUGUUUAGCUCAGUGGUAGCUGUUCAGCGGUCCGUUUAGAUCCCGUUAAAGAUGUUGAUUGUUUGUAGUACAUUUGCUGCUGCUGCCGGAGUUUAAAAAGGGCAAAUGUAAGGCUGUGUAUUACGACGGGGGGGAAGGGCACAGGCCGUUUCCUCCGCGUCGUCUGUUCGGCGGCGUGACUUCGCGAGAGCGGCGGAGGACGCGAAGCCGUAAACGCUUUGUCCGAGGAGCUGGGCCUUGCCCCGGUCUUCCGAGGCAGGGCUCUGCUCGAGUCGCUAACAGCAGGAAGACGCCAGAUUACAGCGUAACUGUGAUGUGUAAAUAACAAUAAAAUGAAUGUCAUUACAACA
Molecule: messenger RNA, 4593 nt
Organism: Anguilla rostrata (American eel)
Lineage: Eukaryota; Metazoa; Chordata; Actinopteri; Anguilliformes; Anguillidae
Product: oxidation resistance protein 1-like
Exons: 17
Coding region: 266-2785 (839 amino acids)
Biological process (GO): response to oxidative stress
Cellular component (GO): nucleus
Source: RefSeq, a predicted model, not a curated record